This is a messenger RNA of Mesorhabditis spiculigera, 789 nucleotides long. The record is from the annotation of a GenBank genome assembly. NCBI's taxonomy places the organism in Eukaryota, Metazoa, Nematoda, Chromadorea, Rhabditida, Rhabditidae.
AUGAUAAAGGGAUCUUCUGAUGCUAACGAUGACGCUAACUUUGGCGAUGGCGAAAUUGACCGCAACAUGAAAAUCAUGAACGGCCAGGCCCGACAAAUCCGGGACUACCCCUACAUGGUUUCAAUUCAGCGUCCGAAUCCUCGUGCUCCGAAUGUGUCCUCUCAAGCUCAUCACUGCGGAGGGUCUCUAAUCGGUCUGGAAUGGGUGUUGUCGGCGGCGCAUUGCUUUUUUCAUCCAAACGGGAAGCGCGAAGACGCCAGCCUAUGGCGAGUGAUGGUGGGCAGCACCUUCUGGAAACUUGGCGGACCAAACGAUACACUUGGGCAAACGAGGUUUAUCAAAGAAGUGCACAUUGCGCCAAACUACGAGUUGGAAGGUGAUGAGGACGUUGCGUUGGUUCGGCUGGAAAGCCCGGUGACUCUGAACGCUAACGUUCAUCCAAUCGAAUUGUGGACGAAAAUCGAGCACAGUCAGAUGCAGAAGGUCGAAAUUAACGGUUGGGGCCGGGUAAAUUCAACAAGCAAUCGAAACUCGCAAAAAUUACUCGGCUAUCAGACAAGGAUCAUGAAGCCCCGGGAGGGCGAACCGGAGUGUGAGUAUCGAAAAAUUUACUGCUUCCGGGCAAACCUAAACGGGUCCAGGAGCAGCGAUUGUCAGGGUGAUUCUGGAGGCCCGAUCGCCGCAAAAUUGACGAAACAAGGCGUGGAACGCUGGGUACAAGUGUCCAUGGUAAACUACGGAAUGGCCUGCGACCCGGGCUAUCCUCCUCGGGAAACCCAGGGAAUGCAA